AUGCGUGGACUCGAUGAUAGCACCGAAAUUCUGAUCCGCGUCGGCCAGACAGCGGGCGAACAGGUCAAGCAUGGCUGGAACGCGUUUCUCAAUUUCGCGGCCCGUGAUAAUGUUCUUGAGGUUGCUUUGGGUUUGAUCAUCGCUAAUUCCUUCACUAAAGUCGUAACUUCCUUCGUCUCCGAUAUUGUUCUACCGGUCGUUUCCCUGCUGCCGUUUUUGAAUCGGAACAUGGAUCAAAAAUUUGCAGUUUUGUCGCAGGGACCUAAUUAUGAUCCUGGGAAGGGGUACAAUACUGUUAAGCAGGCGAGGGAUGAUGGGGCCCUUGUUUUGGCAUGGGGAGGAUUUGUUGAGAAUUUCCUAAAUUUUGUCGGCGUUAGCUUGACGCUCUUUGCGGUAGCGCACUUAUAUAUGCUCGUUUCUCACAACAAGAUUAUCAAGCCUACUGCCUCGCGCUGCCUCAAUUGUUCGAGCUGGCAAGAUGGUAGAGAGGACUUGUCCAAGGAUGAUGAGAGAGACGUCAAUGAAUACCAACUGUGA
This is a messenger RNA of Penicillium odoratum, 537 nucleotides long. Its product is annotated as Large-conductance mechanosensitive channel. Bases 1 to 537 code for a protein of 178 amino acids. The transcript has 4 exons. Lineage: Eukaryota; Fungi; Ascomycota; Eurotiomycetes; Eurotiales; Aspergillaceae. Gene Ontology annotation, biological process: intracellular water homeostasis; monoatomic ion transport. The record is from RefSeq and is a predicted model, not a curated record. Gene Ontology annotation, molecular function: mechanosensitive monoatomic ion channel activity.